AUGGGAGCUUGCUCGUGCACAGGCGCGUGCGUGGAGGUGGACUCGGAUACAGAGGCGGUGGCCAACCGAGGCUUUAAAAUGGGCUGCAUUUCGUGCAAGAGGAGGGGAGAGGUCAUGGCCACUGCCAGCGUCGCUUGGUUCUUCAAGGCCUCGCACGACGACGACUUCUCACACAUAUACAAUUUCGAGGACCAGAUUGGCUCCAUUUUGGACGAGCGCUUUGAGUCCCGCAUGGAGUGGCGCGGUAGCAUGUCCACGCUGGACCUGCAGGACGGUUCCAUCUACAUCCACAAUGUCACUUUCAAUGACACGGGCACGUACAGGUGCGUCUUCAGCCGCAUGCUCCUCUACAACGACUACACCUUCCACACCGUCAGCAGCAAGACCAUCAACUUGCGUGUGGUGCCCAAAAUGACGCGGGGGUGGGCGUCCAUUCUGUCGGAGGUGAUGAUGUACGUGUCUAUCGUUGGUCUGCAACUGUGGCUGCUGGUGGAGAUGAUCUACUGCUACAGGAAGAUCUCUGCUGCCGGCGAAGAGGCCUUGAGGGAGAACGCGGCCGAGUAUUUAGCCAUAGCGCCAGAAAACAAAGACAUCUGCGCAGCUGUACAGCUGGAAGAGUAA
Molecule: messenger RNA, 621 nt
Organism: Nerophis lumbriciformis (worm pipefish)
Lineage: Eukaryota; Metazoa; Chordata; Actinopteri; Syngnathiformes; Syngnathidae
Source: RefSeq, a predicted model, not a curated record